Molecule: messenger RNA, 1506 nt
Organism: Plenodomus lingam JN3
Lineage: Eukaryota; Fungi; Ascomycota; Dothideomycetes; Pleosporales; Leptosphaeriaceae
Source: RefSeq, a predicted model, not a curated record
AUGGACAACAUGACGAAGGAGGUGACUCCAACUGGCAGCACGCCGCCACCGACGCCGCGCCAGUCGACGGCCAGAGCAUGGCCAGAGCAGCUCAGCACGCGCGCUGCGACACCAGCGCCACGCACCAGUGCAGGCUCCGCAUUCGCCACACCAGACAGCACAGGCCGCAUGCCCCUUUCUUCAUCUGCCAACAAUAUCGGGGCAAACGGCUUGCCAAACACUCCGUUUGGAUCCGGCACCCCGUGCACCCCGUCCACCCCGUCCAGCAGUCCAAGAGUGGCGUGCACGGACAACGGUAGCCUCUUCAACUCCUCUGGAGUACCCACUGGAAAGUGUACAGAGUGUGAUAAACGCAACUCAAGUAUCAUGCGACAAUGUCCUGGUUGUGCCUUCAAACUUUGCACGCCGUGCUUUGAUAAGAGGCCCAAGGACGGGUUAGAGAGAAAAAUACGGCAUGGGUUUGCGAUGAGCGAGUCUGCUAGUCCAGCAACACCGAGAGCAGCGAGAAGGAAGCCGAGAGAUAGUUUUGGCAGUAGUGAGACGCAAAUGGGUGACUUGGGCGAAGCGGGUGCGAGUGGUGAAGGCAAGACCAAGGUAAAGGCACGGUCGAAGCUGGAACCUACGCCUAGGAAGCGGGCGGUGAAGAAGCUGAAGACGGCAAAGUUUGUGGAGAGUGAGGAUGAUGAUACAUCUUCAGAGGAGUACGAUCCAGAGGACGCCCCACUUUCGCCUUCUAAGCGUCCACGUUGCACUCUCACCAUGGCAGACCUGCCUUGUGAGCUUCCGCUGCAAGAGCCUUCGGCAAGAAAGCGCCUCAUAGCAUCGAGUAGCGCGGCUUACCAGACACCUCCUUCUCCUUCCCCAAACCUCGCUACCAAUCCUCUGGUUUCAACUGGGGUCCCACGCAGCAAUAUGAGUAUAGACGACUUGAUGCGCACCUAUGGGGUCAACACCGUCGAAAACCCAUAUCAAGAACACCUGCUCAGCCGCCACGUACCUGUGGUCUCGAACCCUGAGAUCAGGAUUCCAGACAAGGUGGCGCGCAACUUCGCGAAUCUUCCUACGGCUGCACAGAUCCAGCAAAAUAUCCAAGAGAAGACGUUGAAGAAAUUGCAGGAGAAGAGAAUCAGGAAUGUAUCGGCGGCCGUACAGGAGAGUGGCGUUGCACAUCUACAAAAUCGACGUCAGGCAGCGCCACCAGGUAUCAAAGCCUGCACCGUCCGUGAGUUUGUCAAGAUGGAGGCUGUCAAGUACCGAGACGACGUCACCAUGGAUGAGGACGAGAAUAAAGCGUUGGCUGGACACCUCGACGCCGAGGCGCUCUCUUGGGGCACCAGGACUUGGCGUGGCCUUUCUGACCAGCGAAAGAAUGAUUUGCGCCCGGGCUUGAACCUACGUCUUGAUCUGCUUGAUGAGCCUCCUGUCUCCAAGUCGAGGCUCGCAGGAUUACUCAAGGAGGAAGCAGAGAAAAAGUUACGGCGGAUGCAAGAGGAUCGUGCCUCUUAG